GUCCCGCCCCCGGGCCGCGAGGCCUCGCCUCCGGGCGGCUGCUCGGCGAGGGUGCGGUCGUGGGGAGGGAGGUCCGGCCCGGCGCGCUGGCGCUCGCGCUUUCCAUUGCUCAGUCUCCCUCCGCCGAGCGGCGCUGGCCCUGGUCUCUCGUGGCGUGCCGGGCAGCAGAGCGCGAUGAGGCGGGCGGCGCUACGGGGGAGACUUUGGAGAAGCAUGACUUUCUGGAAUAAUAAUAGCUAAAGUUUUUUGAGGACUUGUCAGUGUACUAGGCACAGCUCUAAGGGUUUAAGGCUUUGUACCUUGAACAAGGGACUCCUUACUCCUGCCAGAGGACUGACUCAAGGAUCCCAGAAUCCCGAGAAACAGAAUGUCUUCCACAUUCUUGAAGUUCGGGAUAAGUUGCGGGAGAUAGUGGGAGCAUCCACAAACUGGAGAGACCAUGUGAAAGCAAUGGAGGAAAGAAAAUUACUUCAGAGUUUUCUGGCUAAGUCACAGGAAGGACUGCCACCUAGGAGAAUGAAAGACAGUUACAUCGAAGUUCUCUUGCCUUUGGGCAGUCAGCCUGAAUUACGAGAAAAAUAUUUGACUGUUCAAAACACCGUAAGAUUUGGCAGGAUUCUUGAGGAUCUUGACAGCUUAGGAGUUCUUGUUUGCUACAUGCACACCAGAAUUCAUUCAGCUAAGAUGUCUCCUUUAUCAAUAGUUACAGCCCUGGUGGACAAGAUUGAUUUGUGUAAGAAGAACUUAAGCCCAGAACAGGACAUCAAGUUCAGUGGCCAUGUGAGCUGGGUUGGGAAGACUUCCAUGGAAGUGAAGAUGCGAAUGUUCCAGUUACAUGGCAAUGAAUUUUGUCCUGUUUUGGAUGCAACAUUUGUAAUGGUGGCUCGUGAUUCUGAAAAUAAAGGGCCUGCAUUUGUAAAUCCGCUCAUCCCUGAAAGCCCAGAGGAAGAAGAGCUCUUUAGACAAGGAGAAUUGAACAAGGGGAGAAGGGUUGCCUUCAGCUCCACGUCGUUACUGAAAAUGGCUCCCAGUGCUGAGGAGAGGACGACCAUACAUGAGAUGUUUCUUAGCACGCUGGAUCCAAAGACUAUAAGUUUUCGAAGUCGAAUUUUGCCUCCUAAUGCAAUGUGGAUGGAGAAUUCAAAACUGAAGAGCUUGGAAAUUUGCCACCCUCAGGAGAGGAACAUUUUUAAUCGGAUCUUUGGCGGUUUCCUCAUGAGGAAAGCAUAUGAACUUGGAUGGGCGACUGCUUGUAACUUUGGUGGCUCCCGACCGUUUGUGGUAGCAGUGGAUGAUAUCAUGUUUCAGAAGCCUGUUGAGGUUGGAUCACUGCUGUUUCUUUCUUCGCAGGUGUGCUUUACUCAGGGCAAUUACAUUCAAGUCAGAGUACACAGUGAAGUGGCCUCUCUCCAGAAUAAAGAGCAUACGACCACCAAUGUCUUUCAUUUCACGUUCAUGUCGGAAAAAGAAGUGCCCUUGGUUUGCCCCAGAACAUAUGGAGAGUCCAUGUUGUAUUUAGAUGGGCAGCGGCAUUUCAACUCCAUGAGUGUACCGGUGAACUUGAGAAAGGACUUCCUUGUGGAGCCCUAGGAAAACCGCGCUUGUUGAAGACCAGCACUCCACAGUGACCUAGUCCUGAUGAAGGCCUGACCAAGUGUUUCGGUUUUCGUGUUUAUUCUCAUCCUCCAUAGAGAAGAAUAUAUUCAGCUUUUAGGAUGAUCAGAAACGCAACACAAGAGAGUGGCCAGGUGGGUGGGGCAGAAGGAGAAAGUUAUUAAAUAAUAAAUACUUUUAAAAUCA
Molecule: messenger RNA, 1800 nt
Organism: Equus caballus (horse)
Lineage: Eukaryota; Metazoa; Chordata; Mammalia; Perissodactyla; Equidae
Gene: ACOT9
Product: acyl-CoA thioesterase 9
Biological process (GO): acyl-CoA metabolic process
Cellular component (GO): mitochondrion
Molecular function (GO): fatty acyl-CoA hydrolase activity
Source: RefSeq, a predicted model, not a curated record